Messenger RNA from Lepisosteus oculatus (spotted gar), 809 nucleotides. NCBI's taxonomy places the organism in Eukaryota, Metazoa, Chordata, Actinopteri, Semionotiformes, Lepisosteidae. The record is from RefSeq and is a predicted model, not a curated record.
AUCAUCAUCUUCAUAAACAUUUAUUUUAAUCUGCUUUCAAUUUUUAAUUUCAAUUCUGCUUUCAGGACAGAUUCCCAUUUCCAAGAGGAUAAUCUGAUAAACACAAUUGUAGCCCUACUUGCUGCUGGGACUGAAACAACAGGUGCCACACUCUGCUGGGGGCUGCUGCUGAUGGCUAAAUAUCCCCACAUCCGAAGCUUAGUGAGCUUUAGUGAAGUAAAUGAAGAGUGGAAACCAGCAGAUCCAGUUUCUGGAUCCAGGGAACCUUAUUUUUGCUUGUUAUUGCUUCUCUUCUCUCAAAGGUCCCCUGUCUUUCCUCUGCUGACCUCAGUGCUCCAGGAUGAGACCCAGUGGGAGACGCCUCAUCAGUUCAACCCUGCUCACUUCCUGGACCCUGAGGGCCAGUUUGUGAAGAAGGACGCCUUCAUGGCUUUUUCUGCAGGACGCAGGGCUUGUCUCGGAGAGAGCCUGGCCAGGAUGGAGCUGUUCCUGUUCUUCACCUCGCUGUUGCAGAAGUUCACCUUCUCUCCCACUCCAGGAGUGUGGGAGUCUGAACAGGUUUGCCUAUAUCCAGUUUUCUUUUCCAAACUGUGGUAACUGAGCUUCUAGUUUCUGGACAGUUUCUACGUCCAGACUCUGGUAACUGAUUCUCUUGAUUCUGCCUGUGUCCAGUCCUAUUUAUCCAGACUGUGGUAUAGGAGCCUGUUGUGUCUGGAAAGCCAGGUUUGCCUGUGUCCAGUUUCUCUGUCCAGACUGCGGUAACUGAGCUUGGCGUUUCUGGACAGUCAGGUCUGCCUGUGUCCAGUUUC